UCUCCUCUGCUGCCUCCUACACUGUGCAGCUCUCCACAAAGACAAGACACAACAUUUUAGAAAAGACUAAACAUGUAUAUAUCACACUGCUGAGUUUAGUAAGAAGGCUGGUGAUGUGCAGAAAAUAAUGCAAAGAUUUCUGUGGACUUUAUCCCUUUUCCAAGUUCUGAUAUGUGUGACAAUGAAGAGCAAGGCUGAAAGUGUUUUUACUGGAACAGAAGGAGGCAGUGUGGAUAUCUCCUGUCAAUACCCUGAUGGAUAUCAAUAUACACCCAUGUACUUCUGUCGUGAUCCAUGCUCUCCUUUUGAUGUACUAAUUAAAUCUGUGAAGGCUGAUACGGUCGUCUCUAAGGAAAGAUACUCUGCAGUAAACACUCUGUCUGCACGUAGCUUCUCUGUCACCAUCAGACACCUCACAUUAAAUGACUCUGGAGUUUAUUACUGUGGAAUGGAUACAUGGGGCAAAGACAAGUUAACUAUACUCCUACUGUGUCCACUCGUGAUCCAGUGUCGAGGCAGAAUCAAAGCCCUCACAAUGAUACCAAGUACUGCAUGUAGGACAUAAAUGCAUAAUUGCUACACUCCAACUAGUAAACUCCUUAUUAUGUUUCUGUUAACCAAUUAGAAACAUCAGCAAAGGAAUAGUUGGAUUAAUAAUUAGAUGCAAAUUCAAUCAUUGAAGAGUCAAGAGUAUUCACAUCAAGAGGGAGUGCACAAGAAUUUCUUAUAAAAAUGUGCAAUGUAGAUAUUUAUUUCUUAAUACUACUUCAUAUGAAAAGGUGUCACCCACAACUCAAACUAAACAUUAUCCCCAUGUUUU
Molecule: messenger RNA, 820 nt
Organism: Ictalurus furcatus (blue catfish)
Lineage: Eukaryota; Metazoa; Chordata; Actinopteri; Siluriformes; Ictaluridae
Product: CMRF35-like molecule 5
Exons: 3
Coding region: 128-565 (145 amino acids)
Source: RefSeq, a predicted model, not a curated record